Molecule: messenger RNA, 1239 nt
Organism: Ixodes scapularis (black-legged tick)
Lineage: Eukaryota; Metazoa; Arthropoda; Arachnida; Ixodida; Ixodidae
Product: nose resistant to fluoxetine protein 6-like
Exons: 9
Coding region: 1-1239 (412 amino acids)
Molecular function (GO): acyltransferase activity, transferring groups other than amino-acyl groups
Source: RefSeq, a predicted model, not a curated record
AUGCUAUUCUACUUUGAACGUCCCGAAUUAAUUGUUGUCACAACUGGUUUUCAAUCUGUGGAUACGUUCCUUCUUAUCAGCGGAUUUUUGCUGACGUAUGUUGUUCUGAAACAAAAAAGAAACCGCCUAGUGGUUAUUCUUAUCGCAGUGGUGAGGCGCUACAUCAGGACGAUCGUCCCCCUCUUCUUCCUGCUAAUGUGUAUGCAUGUUCUACCUUUGUUCGCAACUGGUCCAACGUCCACGGAAUAUUACCGAAAAUUCUACACAGAAAUGAGCAGGCAUUGGUGGGAUUUGCUUCUGCAGAUUCAUAAUUUCAGGAUAAAGGUGGAGUCUGUUGCAUUGAUUCACAUCUGGUACGUUUCCGCAGACUUCCAGCUGUUCCUGGUAUCCAUCAUAGUAAUACAGAUUUUCAAAAAAUCCAAAUUGUGGUGCGGAAUUAUAUUUGUGCUGAUGUCGUUGGUGUGCUGCGGAAUAUCGGCUUGGAUAGUGCAUGAUACUGAGAUCCCGCCAUUUAUGAUCGGCAUGACAGAAAACUUCAGCACCCCCAAAGAUACGAUGGAAAACUACUACACCCUCCCCUUUUAUCAUGCGGUCUGUUUCUUCGUGGGUUGCAUUACGUGGCUUCUCGUGGAUACAUACAGACACCACCGCAUGUCCACAAUUGCGCAGGCCAUUCUCUGGGCGUUUAGCCUGUCUUGCGGAAUGGGCAGCGUGUUUAUGAAGUGCGAGUGGUACUUGUACAAAAUGCCCACCACAGAAUUAGGGAAAAUGUUCCUCGCCUUCUUCGAUAGAAUCAUGUGGUCCAUAUUUGUGGCCUGGAUCACGUUUGCCUGUUCUACAAAACGAGGAGGUGUUCUCAAUAGCGUCCUGUCCUGGAACGGAUUCGCACCACUCAGUAAACUUGCCUUCGGGGUAUAUUUUGUCCACAUGCCAUUCUACGACUUGAUGAACCACAUAGCCAGGGAGAGGACGUACUUCUCUCACUUUUCUUUGGUGUCCCAAUGCUUCAGUGUGCUACUCUGGAGCUACAUACUGAGCUAUUUCAUGUACAUCGCCUGCGAAGCUCCGGUGGCCCACUUGGACCGGAUAAUGUUUGCGCCAAACAGAAGAAAACAAGACGACGAUUGCGGCAAGGCUCAAGAAUCAUUCCAUGUAAAAGACGGCGGUGUCAUCAACUGCAGUUACAAAGAAUACUGUAUUGAGGGCAACGGAAAAUAUAGGACGCGUGAGUGCGACUAG